Messenger RNA from Astyanax mexicanus (Mexican tetra), 4353 nucleotides. It is a transcript of the gene spry4, whose product is annotated as sprouty homolog 4 (Drosophila). Lineage: Eukaryota; Metazoa; Chordata; Actinopteri; Characiformes; Acestrorhamphidae. The record is from RefSeq and is a predicted model, not a curated record. The transcript is spliced from 2 exons. Bases 398 to 1336 code for a protein of 312 amino acids. Gene Ontology annotation, cellular component: cytosol; membrane. Gene Ontology annotation, biological process: negative regulation of fibroblast growth factor receptor signaling pathway; animal organ development; negative regulation of Ras protein signal transduction.
AAUGAAAUUCGGAGCUUUCCCAUUCAUAAAAGUGUAACCCCCGCAUUUGCGUCCCGAGUCGUAAUGCCCUCCCAUUCACAAAAAAAAGCCCGUCCUGCCAAAGCAUCUGCGCAGUACGUCUCUGAGCUAACCCUCCCAUUCAUAAAAAAGCCAUUUCCCUCAUGUAGUCGCAGCGCCCGUGUCAGAGAGCCCGAGCCCGUGUCCAGACGCUCGUGGUUUUCUUUUCGCACGGAUCUAUAACCCUAUCUAUCUCGGUUUUAAACGGUUUAAUCGGACUAUUACUGCAAGCUGAACGGCUUUGAGGAGAGAAACACGGACAAUGCGCUGCUUGGGGAAGCAAGACUGCUAGAUGCUGACCUGAUCUCUAUUCGGUGUAUGUGGGACGCAGCCUACACAGAUGGAGUCAAGGGUUCCUCACCACAUUCCUGGAGUCUCCUCCUCCAUUAUGGUGCAGCCACUGCUGGACAGCCGGGUGCCUUACGGCCGGCUCCAGCACCCGCUUACCAUCUACCCCAUUGACCAGAUGAAGUCCUUGCACGUGGAGAACGACUACAUCGACAGCCCUGCGGUGGUCUCGCAGCAGCCACCGAGCCACAAGGUAGCCACAAGGGGGCAGGAGGUCCUGCUGGGAGCCCAGCACCACCCUCACCUGACGCGCUGUGAGGCCCCGGAUGCCACAACGCACCCCUGGAUCUCCUUCAGUGGCCGGCCCAGCUCCAUCAGCAGCAGCAGCAGCACCUCCUCUGAUCAGCGGCUGCUCGAACAUGCAGCGCCUCCCCCAGUGGUGGACCCUUAUUCUGGUGGGGGAGGCCACGGCAGGAACCCAGGAACGGAGCAACCAAAGCUGCUGAGCUCCAAGCCCCAGGACUCGAAGGCCGGGAUGGCCUUGCCGACAGAGAAAAACCACAUGCUCUUGUGCGAGAAGUGCGGGAAGUGCCGGUGCACGGAGUGCACACUGCCCCGGACCCUGCCCUCGUGCUGGGUGUGCAACCAGGAGUGCCUGUGCUCGGCACAGAACCUGGUGGACUCAGCCACCUGCAUGUGCCUAGUCAAAGGUGUCUUCUACCACUGCACCGAGGAUGAGGACGAGGAAGGCUCUUGCGCCGACAAGCCGUGCUCCUGCUCACACUCAAACUGCUGCGCUCGCUGGUCCUUUAUGGCCGCCCUUUCGCUGGUGCUGCCCUGUCUGGUGUGCUACCUGCCUGCCACAGGGUGUGCCAAGCUCUCGCAGAAGUGCUACGACAGCCUGAGGCGCCCGGGCUGCCGCUGCAAAAGUGCCCAGGCCUGCAAAGUGGCCGAGGCCAAGGCCUGUCCUCCAGAGAAACAAGCCUCGUGAUGCCGUGCUUGGCACGACAUGUUCGAAAAGGAGGACUCAUGAGCAGAAGCUGGCAGGACCUUCUCCAACACUUGCGUACCCCCUCACACAAACAAAUCAUGGUACUUAAAAUGGAUCAUGAUUGUUUCUUGUGGUGCAACAUCCCAAGUCAAUCAUGACUAAAAGUCUUUACUUUUCCUGGCCAUCGUCAAAUUCAACAAAGAGGAGAAGUCUGUUCUUCCUCCAUUGGGGUUCUCUCUGUGGCUGUGGGAUCAAAGUAUUCUGCCAUUUCAGACUCUAGUUAAAACACUCGCCAACACAGAAUGCUGCUUAAGAGCAAAAUGUCUGUUCGAAAAAGUCCAAUCUCCGUCUAUUUUUCCCGCUUGUUUUCCCUUUGGGUGGCUUGGAACAGUCAAAGUAAAUAUCACCCGCUGAAGAGCAUUCUAUACUUUGACAGUCCCUCCCCGGAUCUGGCACUGAGAAAGAGGUUGCAGUGCAUUCCAGGCUGAUAACACAUGUUACAAUCAUUCUAAACUAGACUUUACCUCCAUGCCCAUUUAUAAGCUUGUUAUAGAGCUUUUUUAUUUCCCUACCUUUCUGAGGCAACGGUGUUUGGUCAAAGGAUGCUACAUACCUUUAUUGCCCACAAAUGCAUUAGUAUAUUGGACAAUAAGUAGGAGACCACCGUACGACAUUGCAGGACAGGAUGUUUUUCCACCAUCCUAGGAGCAAGUCAGUGAGGAUCUGAUGACAAUUAAAAAUGUCUUCUUUUUCUCACAAAUCUACUCACACGCAUGUCACACAAUACACCGAACAAUACUUCCACAAUAUUUCUUCCAAAUGUUAGCAGUUCAAGUUAUUGUAGAGAGAAAAAGGAAACUUCACCUCAGGGAGUAUCAUUUUCACAUAAAUUAUGUACAGCAUGUAAUUUCAAUACGGUAGCCAACUUUAAUGAGAAUUUGCUAGACUUGCAAAGGUAACCGUUAAGAAGAAGCUAUCGCAUACUGAGACAUAAAAAAUACAGACAUCCAUAAGCUACAGGAGGAAAAGGGUCAACAGCAAGCAAGCAUGUCUUGCCUUGUGUCCAAAAUUAUUUGAAUCUGCCACAUGUGCCACUGAAAUCAGUGAAGCAUCUGAGGCAAAGGACAAAAGCACAGCUUAUAGAAUUUUGUGGUGAAAUUCCUCUAGUUUGUCAUGCACCAGACCCCCUCCCAUCCCCACCAAGCAUACCUAAAUACUCAUAUGACAGUGCCCUACUUUAGUUUGAUCUACUUUCCCCAUAUUUGCUUUUGUGGUAUGUCUAGAACUACACGCAUUUUGCCAAAGGAGUGCACCAUAGAGACUUUUCUUUGUUGUUGUUUUAAUGGGCAUAUUUUAUCACAAUCCAGCAACAAACCUGUCUGACAGCAAGUCUUUAAAGGUACGAAGCUCUAUUUUGAGGAUUCCUCCGACUCCUCCUUAGCGCGCAAGGGACAGAAACACCCCACCACCUUUACGUAUAUUAAGCUCUGUCUGUCUGAUUCACGUAAUUAAGUGUAAUCGAGUAUCACCACAUUUAUUCAGACGUUUUGUACACUCUCUUGUCUUCGUUGCACAAAUCACAAAAGCAGAAAAAACAAACAGACACUACUGUUCUUAGUCUUAAACGUGUGAGGCUAGGGUGUAAAAGCCUUUUGCAGUCUAAUUCUUGGAUAGGUGCCAAAGUAGUGAGGAACGAUGAGGCUUGCAUAGUCACGUAGGAACGAGUCGCAAAAUGUGUCAUCAAUAUCCUAGAUCUAGAACUAUGCAGGUUACACGCUCUUGUAUAUAGUGUCGAGAAAUUCUAGCCGUCUUCAGAUGCGUUUCAGAUGUCCUAAAGAAUUGCAUGGUACAAUUUAAUUACGAUUCAGUACAAAGAAACUAUAUAGAUGAAUAUUAUAUAUUUUUGGGAGGGCUGGGGUGCGGGCGGGGGUUCAAAUUCUAUGUGGUUGUGGAGUAGAAAGCUGGGGAUUUAGGUCUUUCUAUUACAAGCACUUGAUUUAGCAAAGUGUGCCAGGCAAUAAAAAAAUACCUCUGUUUAUGUUAGCCAUGCCUCAUUAGCACGAAAGGCAAGGCUAAUUCCUGGUUCCUCUGUGCCCCUGAAACUGUAGAUUUAAUUGAAUCCACUGAAAGAAAAACAGCAUUUCAGUCUUGCUCACGUUGCGUUGUGGCCACAGCUUUUUCUUUUUUUCUCUCUCUCCUUCUCUCUUUUUAUUUUUUUGCCUUCCUCCCCUAAAAUGGUGAAACAUCUCCUGUGCUUGAUUGACAUAUACAGCUGCUGUGCAUGAACUUGACUGGGAGGGAUAGGGAGCACUCUCAAGUAACAUUCCAUUCCAUCUUAUUCAAGAUUUUUUAGCUUUUACAUCCCCUCCCCCUUAACACACACGCACAUACACACACGUACACACAUACACACACUUUCCCUGAUAUUUAUGUGUUUUUAUUUUUCCCCCCUCACUAUCCUCUCGGUCACAGAAAAGCCAGCUGUGGCUCUAAACUACGAACUGUAUGUGUGUGAGUGUGUAAGUGCGUGUGUGUGAGUGUUUGCAUUGCUGCAGUGUAAUCUGACCUUUGCAGAACCGAACGAUCUUCCGUUUCACAACCCAAUGCCAGAGUGUUCAGGACGCUGUGACUACAUUUGUUUUGUUUUGUUUCGUGGUACACUUUUCUUGGCCACUAGUGUUUUAUCAAAUAAUGACUUUUAACCCAAUUAAGCAACCUUCCAAACUGGGCUUGUACUCUCUGCAUUUCUUUGGCUUUUGCAUUCUUAAUGUUGAUAUAAAAAAGAGCAAUGUGCUUUUUGUUUUGUUUAAAAAAAAAGUAUAUAGCAAAAGGAAAAAGAACUCACACAUACAAAAAUGUCCCUUUAUAGAUAUAUUUAUUUUGAAGUUCUAUUUUAUAUAGUAUUUAUUUAGAUGCCUACUUUUGUUUGUGAAAAAAAGCUUAUGUCAAAACGGAAUGUACAUUGAAAUUGGAAAAUAUAUAUUGUUAAAUAUAAAAAAAUCACGUUGUGGUGUCUU